AGCACUCAUGACUGUCGCUUUGUGCUGCUCUCUGUCUUAUGGACUCUGUUUUUACCUGCAAAAGCGCUUAAGAAAUCAACACGUCACAGAUGAGAGCUGAUCUUUGAAGGUCUACCUGAUGCAAGGCAACCUGGUUAGAGAAAUCCAAGUUCUUUUCAUUAUAGGAAACAAAGGUUGCCAGAUCUUGUUGAGGUUUGUGUGCCGGUUAAUGUAUAGAAGAAAAAGGGUGAAACUUGAAGACGAAACUGAAGGUAGUUGGAAAAGUUUUGCAGCUGUCAGAAUGACUGCAGUCAAUGACAUCUCAGACAGCACAGAGAUUGUGGAAAUGGAUGACGUUCCAUCCCAGUUUUUUGUGGAGAAGCACUCGUGGGAUGGCUUACGUGACAUCAUUCACGGCAGCCGCAAGUACUCUGGAAUGAUCAUAAACAAGGCGCCGCACGACUUCCAGUUUGUUCAGAAGCACGAUGAAUCUGGCCCUCACUCGCAUCGCCUCUACUACCUAGGAAUGCCCUAUGGGAGCAGAGAAAACUCACUACUGUACUCUGAAAUUCCAAAAAAAAUACGAAAAGAAGCCCUCUUGGUGUUAUCAUGGAAACAGAUGUUAGAUCACUUUCAGGCAACUCCGUAUCAUGGUGUGUAUUCCCGUGAGGAGGAACUUCUCCGUGAGAGGAAGCGUCUGGGGGUGUUUGGCAUCACUUCCUAUGACUAUCACCCACAAAGCGGCCUUUUCCUCUUCCAAGCAAGCAACAGCCUUUUCUAUUGCCGUGAUGGCGGCCAUAACGGUUUCAUUCAGGCCGCCCCAGUGAAGCCAGUGGAAAUAAAGACUCAGUGCUCAGGGAUACGCAUGGACCCCAAGAUCUCGCCCGGUGACCCCAGUUUCAUUGCCUUCAUUAAUAAUAACGAUCUGUGGGUGGCGAAUAUCGAAACUGGAGAGGAGCGAAGACUGACUUUCUGUCAUAAAGGGUUAAAUAACGUCAAGGAUGACCCAAAAUCUGCUGGUGUCGCAACGUUUGUGAUUCAGGAAGAGUUUGAUCGCUUCACAGGAUACUGGUGGUCUCCGGCUGCUCCUAAAGACACGGAUGGAUGCAGAACGCUGCAGUUGCUGUAUGAGGAAGUUGAUGAGUCAGAAGUGGAGAUUAUUCAUGUGCCCUCACCAGCCCUGGAGGAGCGGAAGGCAGAUGUGUACAGAUAUCCCCGCACCGGGAGUAAAAACCCUCAAAUUAGCUUGAAAAUAGCAGAGAUUCGAACUGACCAGCAUGGGAAGAUUGUUAGCACACAAAACAAAGAGCUUGUUCUCCCAUUCACAACACUGUUUCCUGGGGUUGAGUACAUCGCUAGAGCUGGAUGGACAAGAGAUGGCAAAUUUGCUUGGGCAGUGUUACUGGACCGCAGUCAACAGAAGCUGCAGUUAGUGCUGUUACCGCCCGCGCUCUUUAUACCUGUGGGUGUGGAUGACCCACAGUGGGAGGAGCAUGUGGAUGCCAUGCCUGAGGGAGUGCAGCCCUUCAUCAUCUAUGAUGAGCUCACUGACAUCUGGAUCAAUGUCCAUGAUAUCUUCUACCCCUUCAUACAAACAACUAAUGACAAGAUCACAUUCCUGUGGGUGAAUGAGUCACAAACGGGCUUCUGCCAUUUGUACAGAAUAACCAGCCUGUUACAGUCCAGCUGCCAGCAGUGGUCCAGAGAAUACAGCACUUCAGAAGAUGAUUUCAAAUGCCCGAUAGAGGAGGAGGUGGCUUUAACCAGUGGAGAGUGGGAAGUGUUGGCCAGACACGGCUCAAAGAUCUGGGUAAAUGAAGAUACCAAGCUAGUUUACUUCCAGGGCACAAAAGACACUCCCCUGGAACACCAUCUGUACGUCGUGAGCUACGAAUCUCCUGGGGAAAUCGUCAGACUUACGAAGCAGGGCUUUUCUCAUAGCUGCUCUGUUAGCCAGAACUUUGACAUGUUCAUUAGCCACUACAGUAAUGUCAGCACCCCGGCGUGUGUUCACGUCUACAAACUGAUGGGCUCUGACAGCGACCCCCUACACAAAGAGCCAGAGUUCUGGGCGAGUAUGAUGGAGGCCACAGGUUGUCCAGCUGAUUAUGUUCCUCCAGAGAUCUUUAGCUUCCCUGCUGAGUCUGGCUUUAGACUGUAUGGAAUGCUGUACAAACCACAUAACCUGAAACCAGGAAAAAAAUACCCCACUAUCCUGUUUGUGUACGGAGGUCCACAGGUGCAGUUAGUAAACAACUCCUACAAGGGUGUGAAGUACCUGCGUCUGAACACACUAGCAUCUCUGGGUUAUGCAGUGGUGGUCAUUGAUGGAAGAGGGUCAUGCCAAAGAGGCCUCAAGUUUGAAGGGGCCUUAAAAAACAAAAUGGGUCAGGUAGAGAUUGAAGAUCAGGUGGAGGGGCUUCAGUUUGUGGCAGAGAAGUACAAGUUCAUAGACUUGAGUCGUGUUGCUAUCCAUGGCUGGUCUUACGGUGGAUUCCUCUCUCUCAUGGGUCUCAUUCACAGGCCAAACAUCUUCAAGGUGGCUAUAGCAGGAGCUCCUGUGACGGUGUGGAUGGCAUACGAUACUGGCUACACUGAACGCUACAUGGACGUGCCUGAAAAUAACCAGCAAGGCUAUGAGGCAGGAUCUGUGGCGCUGCAUGUCGACAAACUCCCCAAUGAGCCAAACCGGUUACUUAUUUUACAUGGGUUCCUCGAUGAAAAUGUGCACUUUUUCCACACCAACUUCUUAGUGUCUCAACUUAUCCGUGCAGGAAAGCCAUAUCAGCUACAGAUCUACCCCAAUGAGAGACACAGCAUCCGCUGUCCAGAGUCUGGAGAGCAUUAUGAGAUCAUGCUACUGUACUUCCUCCAGCAGCACCUCUGAUGAGGACCUCCUCUAUUCACAACUCCUCCUCCCCUGACCCGCCUUCUGCUCUCAUGCACUCUUUCUGGAAAGAGUGUCUUUGCAACAGCCACAUACAGACUCGAUGUCCCCCAGCAUAAUGUCAUUUGUGCAUGUCACCACACUUUUAACAGGAACAACACAUCCAACAAAUGGAGAAGAGGCUGUUAACUCAUUAACCUCAUUAAACCUUUUUAUUUUAUUUCAAAUGAUGUGCCACAGAUAGGUGACAUUCUUUUCCUACUCCCCUUAAACACUUAUUAAGCUGCCAAAAUGUGUCUUUUAUUUUUAAAAUUUCUAGUUAGUGGCUCUAUCAGAACACAGAGACUGGAUUUCUACAGGCACAUACAGACAUGCUCUUAUCCUGUUAACCGGUCAUUUAACUUAAGCUUCUUCUGUUCUAUGAGUGCAGUCGUGUUUCGGUCCAACAUGAAUUCCAGCGUCACUGUUAGCCACGCAAGUGUGGCUCUCACACAAGGACACCUCACACUACUACCUGCAGUUUUAAGUGUGUAUUAAAGGAACAUAUUUUUUAUGA
Molecule: messenger RNA, 3422 nt
Organism: Myxocyprinus asiaticus (Chinese sucker)
Lineage: Eukaryota; Metazoa; Chordata; Actinopteri; Cypriniformes; Catostomidae
Product: dipeptidyl peptidase 9-like
Exons: 22
Coding region: 119-2866 (915 amino acids)
Biological process (GO): proteolysis
Molecular function (GO): dipeptidyl-peptidase activity; serine-type peptidase activity
Source: RefSeq, a predicted model, not a curated record